AUGUCCUGCCAGCAGAACCAGCAGCAGUGCCAGGCCCCUCCCAAAUGCCCCUUACCCAAGUGCCCCCCCAAGAACCCUGCACAAUGCUUGUCCCCAGUCUCCUCUGGCUGUGCUCCAUGCUCUGGAGGCUGCCAUGGUCCCAGCUCUGAGGCUGGAUGCUUUCUGAGCCACCGCAGGUGCCCAAGGUCCCAUGGAUGCCAGCACUGGAGCUCCAGCUACAGUAACAACAGCAGUGGUCAGCAGUCAGGGGGCUCCAGCUGCAGCCAUAGUUCUGGGGGUUGCUGCUGA
This is a messenger RNA of Chrysochloris asiatica (Cape golden mole), 288 nucleotides long. It is a transcript of the gene LCE3E, whose product is annotated as late cornified envelope 3E. NCBI's taxonomy places the organism in Eukaryota, Metazoa, Chordata, Mammalia, Afrosoricida, Chrysochloridae. Bases 1 to 288 code for a protein of 95 amino acids. Gene Ontology annotation, biological process: epidermis development. The transcript has a single exon. The record is from RefSeq and is a predicted model, not a curated record.